AUGGGCCGCUUGUUCAAAGAAUAUCUGAGUGACCCUCGCGUCUACAUCUGUGCCAACUGCCAUACGCAUCUCGCAGCGCACGACUCGCUAGUUUCCAAGAGCUUUCAAGGGCGCCUCGGCCGAGCUUAUCUCUUCAACGAUGUGGUCAACAUUGAUGUGGGCCCUGCACAGGAAAAGAUGCUCAUCACAGGCCUUCACUCCAUUUGCGAUGUCCACUGCAACAUAUGCCGCUCCUACCUCGGCUGGAAAUACGAAAUGGCUUAUGAGCAAGAGCAGCGCUACAAAAUCGGCAAAGUCAUUCUAGAAAAGGCACACAUUGAACGCGAAAGCGGCUGGCACUGA
Messenger RNA from Monosiga brevicollis MX1, 342 nucleotides. RefSeq lists its product as uncharacterized. The record is from RefSeq and is a predicted model, not a curated record. The transcript is spliced from 4 exons. Bases 1 to 342 code for a protein of 113 amino acids. Lineage: Eukaryota; Choanoflagellata; Craspedida; Salpingoecidae.